GGAGGUAACAUGUCGGAGUCAUUCAGUUGACUGUGGAACCUACUGAUGACUGUAUUUACUGCUAGUUAAGAAUGUCAAGCUCGCCUGGGCGUUGUGAAGCCCCCGUACUGACGUGUUGGGGAGCCCAGGCCAGCCUAACGUCACCCAUUCUCACAAAAGGAAGAAGCUGUCCCCCCCCGCUUACUGCAGCUGCACUGCCCUGUGAACCUUGCUGACGAUCCGGAGCUGAAUGUAGGAGCGGUACAGGGAGGUAGGGCGCCGGAGCCGACUAGCUACAGGUUGUUGUGACGAACAGGGAGUUUCAAUCAGGAAUCUUCGAGUUAACUUUCUCUGAAAGUGAAGUUUUGCUGCUGUUUAAUUUUUUUUUAAUCACUAUGACUGAAGGUACCAUCGUGAAAGAGGGGUGGCUUCACAAAAGAGGAGAAUACAUAAAAACGUGGAGGCCCCGCUACUUUUUGUUGAAGACUGACGGCACGUUUAUUGGCUACAAAGAGCGGCCACAAGAUGCAGAGCAACUAGAAACACCUUUGAAUAACUUCUCUGUAGCACAAUGUCAACUGAUGAAGACAGAGCGACCAAAAUCAAACACAUUUAUCAUCCGGUGUCUCCAGUGGACUACAGUAAUAGAAAGAACAUUUCAUGUUGAUAGCCCAGAGGAACGGGAAGAAUGGACAAAAGCCAUCCAAACAGUAGCAGAUCGUCUUAAGCAAGAGGAUGACAUCAUGGACUACCAUCUACAGUCACCUACUGAUCACUCAUGGACUGAUGCCAUAGAAAUUUCUCGCACUAGACCAAAAGACAAAGUGACUAUGCAUAAUUUUGAAUACUUAAAACUCCUUGGAAAAGGCACAUUUGGAAAGGUAAUUCUAGUAAAAGAGAAAGCUUCUGGAAAAUAUUAUGCCAUGAAGAUUCUUAAGAAAGAAGUCAUUGUAGCAAAGGAUGAAGUAGCGCACACUGUGACAGAAAACAGAGUGUUACAAAAUUCUAGGCAUCCAUUCUUAACUGCACUGAAGUAUUCUUUUCAGACAAAUGAUCGUUUGUGUUUUGUUAUGGAUUAUGCAAACGGAGGUGAGUUAUUCUUUCACCUAUCAAGAGAACGUGUUUUUUCUGAAGACCGUGCCCGUUUCUAUGGAGCAGAGAUUGUUUCUGCUUUAGAUUACCUCCAUUCUGAAAAAAAUGUAGUCUAUAGAGAUCUUAAGUUGGAAAACCUUAUGCUGGACAAUGAUGGUCACAUUAAGAUAACUGACUUUGGGCUUUGUAAAGAAGGUAUCAAGGAUGGAGCAACUAUGAGAACCUUCUGUGGAACACCAGAAUAUCUUGCACCAGAGGUUUUAGAGGAUAAUGACUAUGGGCGCGCUGUAGACUGGUGGGGUCUUGGAGUUGUGAUGUAUGAAAUGAUGUGUGGCCGCCUUCCCUUCUACAAUCAGGAUCAUGAAAAGCUGUUUGAACUCAUUCUAAUGGAAGAGAUUAAAUUUCCACGUACUUUGUCACCUGAAGCCAAAUCUCUUCUUUCUGGGUUGUUAAAGAAAGAUCCCAAACAAAGGUUGGGUGGUGGCUAUGAUGACGCAAAGGAAGUAAUGCAAGACAAAUUCUUUGCUGGAAUCAAGUGGCAAGAUGUCUAUCAGAAAAAGCUAAUUCCACCAUUUAAGCCUCAAGUGACAUCUGAGAUGGACACAAGAUAUUUUGAUGAAGAAUUUACAGCACAAACAAUAACAAUCACUCCACCUGAUCGAGAUGGCAGCAUGGAAUCCAUAGAUAAUGAGAGAAGACCACACUUUCCCCAGUUUUCUUACUCAGCCAGUGGAAGGGACUGAACUCAACUGCCUUAAAAAAAUGAAUAAAGGAAAUUGGAUCAAAUUUAUAAUAAGGAAUGAGCAUGAGAGGUUAUCAGUAUCAUCUGGUUGGUUUUUGGUGAUUUGGACAACAAUGUUUGCUGUUUCAACAAAAUCUUCAUUUGUGAUAUAUUGGAAUGUGAGCUGUUAUUUAAACUGAAAUAUUGUUUCCUGUACACAACUAAUUUUAAAUGAGCAAUCAUGGGAACAUGCAUUUGGAAUACAUGGGUGCCAUUUUGAUUGACAGGACAGUGGAAACUGAUAUUUUGAAUGGAACACACCCUUUAUUAUCGCUACAUAUUUCUGGUCAUUGGGUGCAUCCAAUUGAUCAGAAAGAAUUAAAAUUCUGUUUCCGUAAAAUUCUCAUUAUGCUUGGUUCCUUGCAAAUUAUUUUCAUACCUAUAAACAUAUGGAAUGAUCUAUCCAAUCUAUUGACAAGUGUAAGAUCUGACUAAGAUAGUAGUGCAAGAAGCAAAUCUGUUAAGUCAGAAAUAGCUCAUUAAGCACUACUGGCCCAAUAUACAUGACUGUAAAGGUGAACUGUACUCUGGAAUCCAACCAGAGCUUCAGCUACAAUUUGUUUACCUAUCUACAAUGUGUAAACAUCAAAUUGCCUCAGUGAGGCACAAUAAUAUCUUCAGCGUGGGAACUUUGCUGCAGUGUGUGAGGAGAAAUUGAAAUCUAGAAUAAUUGUUUGCAUUUCAGUGUUCAGCUUCUUACUAACUGAAAUACAUUCCACAUAUUAUCUUGUUUAUAUGUAAUAAACAUGCCAUUUCUUUGAUGCUUUCUAGGCAUCUUUGGAUUUUGCUUUCACAGUUUGGUAACACUAUUUAUCAUUUUUUUAAAAAUUUAAAUCAAUUAUGUCAAUACACCAAACUUAAUGCUUGAUCACGAAUGUUGAGGAAUGUUUGUUUCCCCGUUUGUGGUUAGUUUCUGGAUGUUAUUGUUCUAAAUGGAGCAGAAAAAUAUCUAUCAUACUGUAUUCAAAUUGUAAUGAAUCAGUUCAGUCAUCAGUUACAUUCCCUUGAGAUUGCUCACAUCAUUCUCGCUCAUCUACAUGGAAAUUGCAGGAUUGAACUGGUAGUCAAUGCACUAUUUGUGAGUAAAUGCUCUACAAACACUGUCGUUCCUGCUUUUCACUUGGCAUUUGGUGGAUCAAAGAUAACUAAUUAGGUAUUGGUAAACAAAACCAGUUACUGCUAUUUUGUACACUUGUAGCAUUUUUACAUAUAUAAUGUAACAAUUUCCU
Hemiscyllium ocellatum (epaulette shark) is the source of this 3081-nucleotide messenger RNA. Its product is annotated as RAC-alpha serine/threonine-protein kinase. Lineage: Eukaryota; Metazoa; Chordata; Chondrichthyes; Orectolobiformes; Hemiscylliidae. The coding region runs from base 375 to 1814 and encodes 479 amino acids. Gene Ontology annotation, biological process: protein phosphorylation. Gene Ontology annotation, molecular function: protein serine/threonine kinase activity; ATP binding. The transcript is spliced from 15 exons. The record is from RefSeq and is a predicted model, not a curated record.